AUGGCGGCAGCAGGUGACGAUGAGCCGAUGCGCGAUGCAGCACCACCUGCAACUGCACAACUGCCCACCCCAGCUCCUCCACCGACAGCGAAACCCAAGCGUCGAUUCGCCCCUCAACUCGUCGAAGAGACGACCAAGUCUUCCUCCACUUCCUCCUCCUCCGUGUCUUCCAAUAGCAAUAAAAGGGGACAGCUUGCCACCAGCAGCGGCACCAGUAGCACUUCGACUGCGGACUCGACGCGCAAGACAACGAGGGAUGCGUCGGUGCAGGUGCCUGACGUCGAAAUGUCUGAUGCACCUCCGCCCCCGAAGCCGAAGCCGGUGCGACGCUUUGCCCCUGUCCCGAUCGAGACCACCUUCGACUCCUACCGCGUCAGCAGCAACAAUAACCAGAACUCGAAGAAUCCUCACGGUCCGACCGCCGAGCUGACGCCCGACCCCUCGCCAACAACCCCGCAUCCCUCUCAGCCUGUACUCCCACCUCCAUCAUCCACACAACAACAGCAGCAGGAGAAGACAGCUGCGACGCCAGAGAAGAAGGCCAAGCCAAGGAGAAGGUUUGCGCCCCAAUUGAUCGAGACUACGACGAGGACGAAAAAGGCAGGACAGGAGGGCCCAGCCACAAAGCCGACUGACAAGACUGACAUCACACCGGGUACCAACCACAUCUACGCCCCCAAGCCGAAGCGGAAACCCGCAGCAACACCUCGAUCCCCUCGAUCCAACAAUGCCAUCGAUAAGGGGGGCGACGACCAAAAGGAGAAGGAGAAUUCGGGUUCACCGCGCUUCCUGACACCCCGUCGCCAGCAGUCCAUGAAGCCGCACCUCAACACCCGGCGACCCACCCGGGAAAAGUCCUACCACCCUGAACUCGACACUAUAUUGUCGUCCGAAUCGGGUAACUCCUCGGAAGAGAACGAUGAUGGCCCGGCACCCGCCCUUAAUAUAGGUGCUCCGGCUCUGCCCGAACCUACCACCAAGGACGAAGAGGGCGACUCGUGGAACAGCCGGAAUUAUGAUCUGCGUAACAGGCGGGAGUCGUGCGACGAGGAGUUCUCGGGGUACCUGCUGGCAGUGGCGGCCCGGGAAGCCCAUCGGCAACGCGAGCUCGAACAGGCCAUGUCAGCGUUCCCCAAUGGCGUACGGCCGGAAAACGUCGAGCAUUUUCUCGACAGAGACAACUCGGGGGACGAUAGCGUGGCGGAUGACGAAGCCUUGCGACACGGCCCCUCACAAUUAGUACGGCGCAAGUCGACGGACCCGGGAUGGGCCGUCAAGGAGAUGCGAGCACACGCCGAGAAGUUGGCCAAGCAGUCAGAGAGGCAGCCGAGCGUCGACGACCAAGGGGACCAGGAGCCGGAGAUAGCACCCCCACCUCCAGACCCCCUGUGGACGACGACCAGGCGUCGUGCAUCGCGUGACAGCGACAUGAGCAGUGCCGGCAGUCCAUUCCUAUCCGCGCAUUCACCGGCUCUGCUGUCCCGGCUGUCGGCCGUGCAGGAGAAGAGUACCCCCUCGCCAUCGACCGGGAUGCGCGCAGAUCCGUUCAGCAUGCCCUUCGCCUCCUACCGCCCCACCGAAUCCGAGGACGCCCAGCUACGUAAGAUGCGCUUGGCGGCGUCGCCCCCCAUGCUGGGCGACGACCUCAAGUUCCGGAUGUGUCCCAGCCCGCAGCACACGCGUGUCGACCCGAACCAUCCGUACUCGGAGACGGACAAGGCCGAGGAGAAGCAGCGUGAUUUGUCUGGCAACUCGGGCCUAUGGCAGGGCUACUGCUCAAACAAGGCCAAAGACAAUGCGACGCCCGGGCUGCACCCACUAUCCCUAUUGCAAACCCCAGGCGAGACCGUGCCCGGCACGGACCCUUUCUCAGACGCCUUCUCAGUCGCGUCACUGGGUCCGACUGGCACGCACACUCCCUCGUCGGCCCAACAGCACCAAAACAAGGGCGGCUUGCACAUGCUCUCGGGGCUGGACGAGCGGCUGAAACGGGAGAAGGUGCGCAAGGAGCGGCAGGAGGCGCUCCUGGCCGAGUUCGACGACGCCUUCGUCACGCAGGUUUAUAAUUAUAUCAGCCUGGGGUACCCGGCCAUGGCGCGCGACUUUGAUGAGGAGCUCAGCAAGAUCAGCGGCAUCGCCGUCGAGGAGCUGCGCAGGGACGACGACCGGACCAUAGGCAAAGGCUUCAUGCUGCAGAUGGAGAUGCCGGUCAAUAAUACGGGUGAGGACGACAGCACGGGUACGGGUAAUGGUACGCCGGCUAGUGGCUACCAUAGCGGCGGCGACGACGACGACGUGCUGAUGGAGCCGAGCGAGGGCGAGAGGGUGGAGCGGAAGCGUCGGGCUGGGGGGAAACAGAAACCGCCCCGCUGGAGGGCCCUGAGGCUGUAUAUUCGCGAGUGGGCACGGCAGCACCCGAGCCUGAACGGCGCGGACGGGGCUAGUCUUCUUGCUUGGGGCGUCCGGGCUCGGAGGGGUAGUUGGGCUAUAUAA
Messenger RNA from Anthostomella pinea, 2493 nucleotides. Lineage: Eukaryota; Fungi; Ascomycota; Sordariomycetes; Xylariales; Xylariaceae. The record is from the annotation of a GenBank genome assembly.